AGAAUUAAUAAAUUUUCAUUUUCAAUAUUUAUACAUAUUUUAUGUCCCUAGCCCAUUCCAUUAAUUUCAAGCCAUGGAUACUCCUCCUUUGCACAUAGCCAUGUUUCCAUGGUUUGCUAUGGGUCACCUAACUCCAUUUCUUCACCUCUCUAACAAAUUAGCACAAAGAGGACACAAAAUCUCAUUCUUCAUCCCCAAAAAAACACAAACCAAGUUACAACAUCUCAACCUUCAUCCACAUCUUAUAACAUUUUUCACUAUCAAUGUUCCUCAUGUUGAUGGUCUUCCUUAUGGUGCUGAAACAACUUCAGAUGUUCCCUUUUCUUUGUUCCCUCUUAUUGCUACAGCCAUGGAUCAAACUGACAAAGAUAUUGAACUUCUUCUAAAGGAACUAAAGCCACAAAUAGUUUUCUUUGAUUUCCAACAUUGGCUCCCUAACUUGACAAAAAAACAUGGCAUCAAAAGUCUCCAAUACUUGAUAUGGAAUCCAAUAUCAACAGCUUACCUUGGAACUGGACCAAGACAAAGUCAAGGAAGAGAAUUGAAUGAAGUUGAUCUAAUGAAACCACCUUCAGGCUUCCCUGAUACAUGCAUCAACUUGCAUUCACACGAACUUCGAUUCCUAGUUUCAUCAAGGAAACUAGAGUUUGGCAGUGGUAUUUUAUUGUACGAUCGCGUCGAUUUAGGCGCAAGAUUGGCAGAUGUAAUUGCUUUCAAAGGUUGCAAAGAAAUCGAUGGACCAUAUGUUGAAUAUCUUGGAAGCGUUUUUGGAAAAUCGGUUCUGCUUUCAGGUCCUAUUUUACCUGAGCCACCCAUGUCUACUUUGGAGGAAAAAUGGGUAUCAUGGCUUAAUGGAUUCAAACAAGGUUCUGUAGUUUAUUGUGCAUAUGGAAGUGAAAGUGCAUUAGAACAUAAUCAAUUCAAAGAGUUGUUGCUUGGUCUUGAGUUAACAGGUUUUCCAUUUCUUGCGGCUCUAAAGCCUCCAGUUGGAUUUGAGUCUAUUGAAGAGGCUCUCCCUCAAGGGUUCAAUGAAAGGGUCAAAGGAAGAGGAAUUGCAUAUGGAGGUUGGGUGCAACAACAAUUGAUUUUAGGACAUACUUCCAUUGGGUGUUUCAUAACACAUUGUGGAGCUGCUUCUAUAACUGAGGGACUCGUUAAUACGUGUCAGUUGGUGUUGUUGCCGCGUUUAGGCAGUGAUCAUAUAAUGAAUGCAAGGAUGAUGAGUGCAAAGUUGAAAGUUGGUGUGGAAAUUGAGAAAGGUGAAGAAGAUGGAUUGUUUACAAAAGAAAGUGUGUGUAAGGCUGUGAACAUUGUCAUGGAUGAAGAGAAUGAGCUUGGAAGAGAAGUUAGAGCAAAUCAUGCAAAAUUGAGAAACUUUCUCCUUUGCAACAAUUUAGAAUCUUCAAGUGUUGAUAGUUUCUGUCAAGAACUUUAUGAUUUGCUCUAGCAUCUUUACUUACUAUGUUAUAGAAAAGUAUAAAGUGUUAAAUAUAAAAAUAAAAGGGAUAUUUCGUGAA
Cicer arietinum (chickpea) is the source of this 1517-nucleotide messenger RNA. It is a transcript of the gene UGT79B23, whose product is annotated as cyanidin 3-O-galactoside 2''-O-xylosyltransferase FGGT1. NCBI's taxonomy places the organism in Eukaryota, Viridiplantae, Streptophyta, Magnoliopsida, Fabales, Fabaceae. The record is from RefSeq and is a predicted model, not a curated record. Gene Ontology annotation, molecular function: UDP-glucosyltransferase activity.